ACAACGUUCAAGUUCCAACGUUGGCCAGUCGGUGAGUCGGAUCUCGAAGGCGAACGUCGGUUCGUUUCCUGCGUGAAAAUUAACCUGUUGCUACGGUGUUCGUUUUUUUUACCUGAUCGUUUGAUUUCGGCUUUUGUGAUGUUUUUUUGAAUUACUUUUUCAUUAGUUCGUAAAGUGUUUAGUGGUUGGUAUGAACCAUUCAAUGAAUUGUUACUCGUUUUACCUUCGUCCGGCUUUGUUGUUUUCGACUCUAGUAAUGGUUUUAGUCACCUGAGUGUCUUUAGUGUUGUUGUUAUUCAUCGAGCCUUUGACCUGAAAUGUGAUCGGUGUUUGGUUCGAGAUAUUUCAAUAUUGUGUUAACUUAGCUGAAAAUCAUUCAUUACCUUUUGUUUGCGCGUUUUUUUGUACGUAGUGUUGUUUGUAUUCUAACAAGAUGCCUUGUUCGGCUGUAACAUUGUCUUUGGCUACGAUCUCAGCGAUUGUUGCAACUGCAUUGCUAGCAAUUGCCUUUUCUACCGAUAACUGGUUAUAUACCGAAGUCCGAAGGAAUAAUAUACAGCAACAAUUGGCCAAAAAAGGAGGUCAAGAUGCAUUGGUGGAACAAAUGAACACUAAAUAUUACUAUUUCACCAGGACGAAAGGAUUAUUCAGAAUAUGUUAUCCAAAAGAGAAGCCACCUACUGUGGACACAUACCUGAGUCCGGUGGAAACUCAUUGUAUGAAUAUCGAUUAUUAUAUACCAGAUACGGAAAAUCGAACAAAAGAUUUUAACGAUUAUGCCAUGACCAGGCUACAUAUGGGACGAUCGGCUAUCGCUCUUUUCAUAGUGUCAUUUUUUGUGAUAUUCGUGGCAUUUUGGACCGGAGUGGCGGGCUGUUGGAGACGUUCUCCUGGUAAUAUUACCGCAACAGCGAUACUCAUUUUACUUUCGUGUUUGCUAAGCGCAGGAGCGAUGGGAUUCUGGCACGGAGUCGAAUAUUACGAAAAAGAACGAAGGAUCGGCGAAGAAUUUUAUCAAGAAUGGAAUCCGCUUUUGAAGGAGUUUUCGAAGAUACAUUACGAUUGGUCUUUCUAUUUGGCAUGGACCGGAGUCGGUUUGAGUUUAACUUCGGCUAUAUUAUUUUCUGGUGCUGCUAUUUGCCUGCGAGGUGAACGAGAAAGAGAAGAAGCUGUUAAUAUGCAGUAUUUAAUGCCAGUUUAUCCGCAGAAACAACCGUAUACUUAUGCAGGUUACCCAACGACAGCUACAGCAUAUCCAGCUGGUCCUUACUACCAUGGUUCGCAAUACGGGCCUUAUAAUUAUUAAUAAUAAUAUGCUCAAGUAUUUGUAACAAAAGAUUAGCAGUUGUUGUGCGUUUUUCUUUCGCACAUUGGAGAACACGACGCGGCGCGGCGAGUAACUAAAAAAAGGGGUAUCUUCGAUCUGCCCAAGUCCUACCCAUCAUACUCAUCGAAAAGGUCUGGAUAUCGGCAUCGCGUAAUUUCUGAUACCAGAUUAUAUCAAGCAAGAUUGCUGCUAGAUUUUUUUCAUAACUGUGAUUACAUUUUCAUUUUAAAUUUUUUUCUUUUUCUUUUUCUUUUUCAUUAUUUAUGUACUACGACGUAUCGAGUAGGUAUGUGAAUCUUUGUAAAACUGUAGAACGUAUCGUAACAAUACGGUAUUUUUUAUUCGGCGAUACCGGAUUUUAAAAUGUAUUUUGUAUUUAUUUAUUUAUCGUUUUAUGUAUUUUACGUUCUAAUUAUUUUAAUUUAACUAAAGAAUAGAUAUGAUCAAAAUAUAAGGAAAUUUUACAAA
This is a messenger RNA of Planococcus citri (citrus mealybug), 1795 nucleotides long. RefSeq lists its product as uncharacterized. NCBI's taxonomy places the organism in Eukaryota, Metazoa, Arthropoda, Insecta, Hemiptera, Pseudococcidae. Gene Ontology annotation, cellular component: membrane. The record is from RefSeq and is a predicted model, not a curated record. The transcript is spliced from 7 exons. The coding region runs from base 434 to 1306 and encodes 290 amino acids.